AGUAUAAAUAUAUAUACAUACAUAUACCUAUAUCCCUUUCUUCAGUCACGCGUUCAUUACAUUGUAAUUCUUCCCAACUUCAAGGACGAUUGAUUAUCUAGGAAUAAUAAAUAAUCAAGAAAAGUACUCAACCAUUGACAUGGAGUGCACUAAGAAGGCAACGGAGACAGUGACAAGCAUGGCAUAUCAAACAUGGCCGAUGAUAACUGAAUCGAUUGAGAAAAUAGAGAAGAAGCUUGAUCAAAAUAACGACCAAGAAUGGAAUCAAGAGGACCAAAUGAAAGCAUCCUUAGCUGUAAAUAAAAUCUUCUUGGCAACACCCUACGUAGAAAUUUGGGAGAAAUUGACAAAAGGACUUCAUACGAAAUAUGCGAAAGUUUUGAUAAAUAGGCUUAUGAAAAAGGUGAUUCCUUCAUUGGAGCAGAAGAGAACUUCCAAGUUAUUGUUUCACCAAAUUUUGGAAGAAUGGUCAUUAUUUGACACUUACACGAGAAAUGUAUUGAUAAUUUUCAUGCCUGUUGAGGAAAUGGGACGUAAUCCUAUGGUCUUAGAUUUUAAUCCUUUGCCAUUACGUGUAUUCGCAAAACUCCUCUUCUGUAGCAGGGUCUGGACCGAAUUUCACCAUGAAAUUGACAAUCUAUUACCUGAAAUGAUUGAUGCAGGGAUGUUCACCAAAAAAGAUGGUAAAGAUGAUGAGGACAUUGAGAGGAUCCGACUCCUUCAUUUCUUUUAUGAAAUGUAUCAAAUGCAAUAUACGCAGAUUGGAGAGCUGCUACAAACAACUUUUAAUAUUUUGAAAGAAAAGAAAAUAGUUUCUUAAUUAGUUAUACGCAUUUCAUUCCAUAUCGAUAACUGUAUAUGGGUCUUUAUUUGUCAUUUUUUUAAAACAUGAUCAUCAUCAUGAAUUUUCUAUUCUUUUGA
Molecule: messenger RNA, 921 nt
Organism: Cannabis sativa
Lineage: Eukaryota; Viridiplantae; Streptophyta; Magnoliopsida; Rosales; Cannabaceae
Exons: 6
Coding region: 140-820 (226 amino acids)
Source: RefSeq, a predicted model, not a curated record